This is a messenger RNA of Lindgomyces ingoldianus, 4134 nucleotides long. RefSeq lists its product as uncharacterized. The record is from RefSeq and is a predicted model, not a curated record. Gene Ontology annotation, cellular component: nucleolar ribonuclease P complex; ribonuclease MRP complex. The coding region runs from base 10 to 3852 and encodes 1280 amino acids. Lineage: Eukaryota; Fungi; Ascomycota; Dothideomycetes; Pleosporales; Lindgomycetaceae. The transcript has 3 exons. Gene Ontology annotation, biological process: tRNA 5'-leader removal.
CCUACCGCGAUGACGGAUAACCCAAAGAAGCGGAAGCAGCCAUCGAACAAUGUCUUCGGACCCAAGCGCCCCCGGUUCACUGGCCGAGCAGCGCACAACAUCUCCGCGAGUCCAACCUCCAGUGCCUACCCGAAUGGUGAAGUCAAUGUCUCGCGUUUCAUACGCGCCCACGAGAAUGAGAUAAAGGCGUUGGAGAGUGCGAUGAAGUGCGCGAAGAAGGGGCUGAUGAGGAGAGCAUUUCAGGAUGUACCGAGGGAUAUGAGGAGGAGGACGGCUGCGCACAACCCACACCGGGUGCCGAAGCGGAUUAGAGCGAGGACAAAGAGGGAGGCGAUGGAGGAUAAUGUUACGGUAGUGAAGAGUAAGAGUGGUAGUGGGAUCGGGAAGGGGGCUAAGCAAUGGCUAAGGAAGGAAAUUAUACAGAAGAAGAAAAAGGCAAGGGAAAGAAGGGCGAAGGAUGAUGUUGAGGUCACGGUUACUUCGGAUCAUGGAACGGAACAGGGCCUCCAGAUGAAUGAUAUAUCCCUAUCAGACCCCAAAAAGGAAUCGGCAGCGCCGAAUGUAAAGCGGAAGAAGCAGGUAGCCCUCGCAGCACCCAAUAAACCCCCUGCCAAAUUUCGCAAACGCCAGGUGCACAAGACUUGGCUUCCUACUCACCUGUUCCACACGAAACGCGCUCAUCUUACUUCACCUAAUGAACCGCUCUGGCGGUUCGCUAUUCCAUUGUCGCCCGCAAUGAAAUCAUACCGCCUCACGCAUCGGGCUGCCACUUUAAGAGGAGCCGUAGCUUGGGACAUGAGCUACAUUUCUACAAUUGGCCUGCAUGGUACGGAACGCAGCAUUGAAGGUCUCCUCAAAGCUCUGCACUUUGCAAAAGGGGAUUCGGAUGAGGUUUGGGAGGAGAGAGGAAAAGCCAAAAAAUGGAGAGCUGGUCUCAGAGCGUGGGAAGGGUGGAUUCAUGAAAGAGAGGGGAACAUACCACGGAAGAUCGCCCACGUUACUGUGAUGUGGAGUGCUCGAGAAAGCGUGAGUAAGGAGAAGAGAAAAGCGUUUGUCCGAGUCCAUCCCAGUGCAUUCCUCCAGCUCUGGAAUGAGGUUGUCAGGGCCUCAAAGGUACAGAAGCCAACAGUAGCUGUGGAGGACCUUCGUUUCGAGAUUGGCUCUCUUGAAGUAAUAGGGCCUGCAGCAACUGAGGCACUUUGUUCUGUUUUGCAUCCUUACCCAACGCGCGGCGAUUUCUCGGAAGACGCUCCCCAGUCGAUAUGGCCAACUCUUGCCUCGAUAACCGAUCCUAGAGUCAUGCCCGCGAACGCUCUACUCAACUUCUCUAUCGUUGACCCUCGACUUCGCUAUCCACCGAGGACGGCUAAGAUGCGACCAGAUGAUGCCCUUCAAUCGCAGCUCAUGGAGACGCUUGCAUACUGGCCCAUUGACAAGUCUAACACGGAUUCCCUAAUCUUCAGCCGUGACGCUAGACUUGCUGCAGGACGAUCUCUUCCAUCCCAAAAAUCCAUCAAUCGCCGGAAGUCGACUGCUCCUCCUGGCGAGUAUCCAGACCCGCGUUCUUCAGAUCCUCAGAUACCAAUGCUGGCAUAUGUCUCGACCUCUACCAAUGCCUGGACAGUUCUAUUACCUUGGAAAUGCGUAGCUCCGGUUUGGCGAAGCCUCAUGUUCUAUCCGGUAUCUACUGGAGGGAACUUAAGAUUCGGUGGACUACUGGAGCGGCGCCAGGUCAACUUUGAGCGAUCGGUACCAUACUUUCCUUUUGAUUGCCCAGGCACAGAUGCUGGAUGGGGCUGGGAACUUCAAGAACGUGUUGAGCGAGAAAACCAAUGGAGGAGAAAGCCAAAGGGAAAGAGAAUCGAAUGGACGACUAUCAACUUGGGGAAGGGUAAGAAGGGCGAGGUGGGGAGUCCGUGGGCUUGCCAGUGGGAGAUGCUGCUUCCCAAGCUAAAUCAAGGCGGAGAGACUAGUGGAGAUACGACAGCCGUUACAACAGCUACAUCUCCAUUUCUGCAACUCUCUUCGGAAGCGGCCACUACCUUGAUAUUAGGCCACUCUCCCGUUGACAAUUACCUUGCAUCACCCUACGUAUUCGCGGCCAAAAUUACCAUGAUACAGCGUGGUGUGCCGACCAAUUGUGCCCGAGUAUAUCGCCUUCCAUCCAACGAUCCAGAGCUUCGGAAGAAAUGGCUCUCGCUGAUAUCCACUUCAAAGCAUUCGUCGCCCCCAGCACAGGACUCGGAGAAACGGCAAAACAUGAAUUCCAAAGACGUGCCCAGACAUAUCCGCAACAGAGCACUCGCUGCAAGUCUCUUAGAACCAAAGCAGCCGCAUGGUGGACCUCCCAAAGCAGGAGAUGAUCAAUACCCUGUUGUACCUGAUGAACCAGACUUGAUCGGGUUUGUCACGAGUGGAAACUACAAUCUAGCAGAAGGGAAACCGACUGCAAUUGCGAACCUUGUCCUCCAGAGGGUCUUCGGGUUGAAAGACACAGCGCAUGCAAGAAGGGCCUUCAAGAAGGAGGAUCACGUGUGCAUUGUCCGGGAAGCUGGAGCUAGUUUGGGGAGACUGGGGACCUGGGAGGUUGCCAUGUCUGAGGACAAAGCAGCCGGCGAGCAGCCCGAUGGUGCGCGGGCCGCCGUCACGCUGUCGCCAGAUGCCCUGGCAGGCCUGACCAAAGAUAUCGUCGAAGACACUCUCUACAAUAUAAUACAUAGCACCGUCCUAUCAUGUCACCGCUCCGAAAAACUCGUCCGUAUGCAAUCAGCGGCCACCCAAGCCGAAAACGUCGCCCUCUCAACCCUCGAACCCCAGCCCCAGGCCAAGGGCUCCAGCAGCCAGCCCGCCCAACCGACCGCCGAAACUGCCGCCGCAAAGUACGAGAAUGGCCGCGUUCACCUCAAAGGCAACCCUCUGAAGACGACACCGGAAAUUACAUGUCCGCACUGUAAGCUGCCGCGGUUGAUGCACCCGAUCAUGGGGAAGGGCAUGCAGAACCCAGAUCUGACCAAAGAAUACUGCAUGCUGUAUCCGUGGGUGCAGCGGCAGGGCCAUGAUGUCUACGGCAACCCGUUCCCGACGGACAUGGCCAAGAGCAAGAAGGAGCGUGAGCUUAUCAAACAGCAGCAGAAGAACGCGGAGAAGGAGAGUGUGGGCACGCCUGGCUCGCAGGACACCGACAUGGCAGGAGGAGAAGGCUCAACCCAGGGCAAGGAAAUAAAGCUUAAUACUGGCGGGAAACCGGCGUCAUACAUCCCGUGGCACACGUGUCCGAACUGCAAGCGGAGUCUACUCAUCACACGGUUCGCACAACAUCUGGAGAAGUGCUUGGGCAUUAGUGGUAGACAGAGCUCUCGUAAUGCUAUGGCGAAGUUGGCGGGACAAAACGGCAACGGCUCUGGAACCGGUAUGGGCAACACCCCACUGGGGAGUCGAAUGGGAACCCCGGCUCCGGGAUCCCAGAGCGACCCUAUUAUCAAAUCCAAAGGUAAAGGUGUUAGCCCCGUGAAGAGGCUGGGGGAUGACGAUGAUGAAGGCGAAAACGAGACGCCAGAAAAGAGGAAGAAAAAGAAGAGUUCCUACGUCAAGAAAGCCGACAGGUUGGCUAAAGAGGGAGGAGGCACGCUCAAGGUCAAAAUAAAGGCUAACAGUCAAAAUAAGGAGCACGCGAGCAAAGACUCGGACAGGAAAGCAAGCGAGAGCACAGAGAGGUCUGAGGGGAAGCGAGAUCGCGAUGACGGCGAUGCGGACGGGGCUCCAAUGAAGAAGAAGAUCAAGCUAUCUCUCGGCAAGGGCGAGAGUACAUCUGUUCAAAACGGAAGUCAAGAAUCGAGGAGUGACGCAAAAUGAGUGAGCUUUUCACUCUACUCGGCUGCAUCUUGAGGGUGCAGGUUGAUGGGCGUGCGUGUGUGCGAAUUUAGCAUCAUCAGGCGUCAGGAUAUAACAUUUUCCAGGCGGGCGUUUUAGGGACAUCUAUAUGGUUGGGUUCUCGUCGACAGCAAACCGCAUCGACUUUGGGUGGCGUUAAAGAUACGUGAUGACGGGCAUCUGAUGGCAUUGUAUACCAUCCACAUUUCAUUCUUUCUCCGAGAGCUUUUCAUGGAAAUUUGCACGGAGAGCAGCAGAAAAGUA